Messenger RNA from Wallemia ichthyophaga EXF-994, 840 nucleotides. RefSeq lists its product as uncharacterized. The record is from RefSeq and is a predicted model, not a curated record. Lineage: Eukaryota; Fungi; Basidiomycota; Wallemiomycetes; Wallemiales; Wallemiaceae. Gene Ontology annotation, molecular function: oxidoreductase activity. The coding region runs from base 1 to 840 and encodes 279 amino acids. The transcript is spliced from 3 exons.
AUGGAAUUGAAGAAAAUCUCAAAUGGCAGAACGAUGCCUUCUAUUGGUUUCGGGCUGUAUCAGCUAUCGCGGGAGGCGACACAGCGAGUGACGACGCGGGCUGUGGAGCGCGGCUGGAGACACUUCGAUGGAGCGCGCGUGUAUAGAAAUGAGCGAGAGCUAGGCGAGACUAUUGCGAACCUCCCCCACAAUCACCGUCGCGAAGACCUCUUCCUUACUUCGAAGCUGGACAAAGCAGGUACAUCGACCUCGGCGCUGGCUGACGUGCGCAAGAGCAUCCGAUAUCACAAGACAACGUAUCUUGACCUGAUGCUGAUCCACUCUGCCACUCCAGGCUACCUCAACCGCAUCGAGGCGUGGAAACAGCUCUGCGAAGCGUACAACACGGGUCUGUGCAGAAGUAUAGGCGUGUCUAAUUACGGCAUUAAGCAUUUGGAGGAACUAAGAAAACUGUGCGAGGAAAAUGAAGGCGUGGUCAUGCCCCACGUCAAUCAGAUUCAACUUCAUCCUUGGCUUCAGAACAGGGAUAUCGUCGCUUACUGCAAAUCUCACGGAAUCGUAGUUCAGGCUUUCUCCCCGCUCGCGCGUGCCUCGCGUUGGCAGGACCCGACUAUCGACAGUUUGGCUAAGAAACAUGGCGUCACAGCUGCACAGGUGUUGAUAAAAUGGUCGCUGACCCAUGGUUUCGUUCCCCUCGUCAAGACUGAGAAUGAGGAUAGGCUGUCGGAAAAUCUUCUCUCAAACGUCCAUUUCAACUUGGAUCAAGAGGAUAUGGCCGCUAUUGACGCUCUCGAUGACCCCAACGGUGCGUGUACUUGGAACCCCGUCAACUGCGACUAG